AUGUAUUGGCUAUACAUGCUCAUUUACCUGGGGGCAGUCUACGCUGCCUCUCCCGACAACCACAAGAGAGACCUGGCGUCAAUUCAAGCUUCCCUCGACGCCAUCAACGUCGGUCUCCAAAGAGUCGACACAGCGAUCCUGGGAAUCGCCCAAGGCACAGGCGCCUCCCUCCUACAGCUCGGCAUGCAAGCCGUGCCACUGCUUCAGAAUGCGAGCGCCCAGAUCCGACAAUCCGAGCCGCUGAGUCUUGAGGACUCACUCAACCUCGCCACGACGACGUCUGCACUGCGGCAGAACACCAACCUCACCAUCAACGACCUCAUCGCGCAGAAGCCUAUCCUGGAUCAGACGGGCUCCUCUGCGCUGGUAGCCGCCGGUCUGCAGCAGCAGAGGGAUGCCAGCAACGACCUGGCCGUUGCACUCGCCAGCAAGGUCGCGCCGAACACGCCCAACGUCGUCCAGGCUCUGAACGAGCUCUCUGGCAUCUUCGACCGGGCCAUCGCCGCGUUUAGUGGCGCGAACCCAGGGGCCGCUUCACAACUGCCUCCCGCACCGACUUUGACGGCUUCUCCAGGUGACCUCGCGCCUGUCACGCUUCCGGCCCCGGCCGCAUCAGCGGCUAAUGCUGUGUCGCAGCCUCUGACCGGGAUGGGAUCUAUCAAUCCUGACGGAUCGUGCAAUUGUGCUGUUGAGUGCCCAGCUGGUUCGUUGGGUGGCUCGAUGGUCAUGCGCUUCGUGUAG
Messenger RNA from Diaporthe amygdali, 741 nucleotides. RefSeq lists its product as uncharacterized. The coding region runs from base 1 to 741 and encodes 246 amino acids. The record is from RefSeq and is a predicted model, not a curated record. The transcript has a single exon. Lineage: Eukaryota; Fungi; Ascomycota; Sordariomycetes; Diaporthales; Diaporthaceae. Gene Ontology annotation, cellular component: extracellular region.